AUGAAGUGGCUUGGGGUCCUAGGGCUGGUAGCCCUCUCGGAAUGCUUGGUCAGAAUCCCCCUGGUGAAGAUCAAAUCCAUUCGAGAAACCCUCCGGGAAAAGAACAUGCUGAGAGAUUACCUUGAGAAGUAUCCUUACAACCCCGACAGGUUUCUUAAUGCAUAUUAUCAGCCCCCGCAAGUGAAUCGUGAGCCUCUGAGGAACCACCUAGAUAUGGCCUAUGUUGGCGUCAUCACCAUUGGAACACCCCCUCAGGAGUUCAAGGUCGUCUUUGACACAGGCUCUGCUGACUUGUGGGUGCCCUCCAUCUAUUGCAACUCCAUCGCCUGCAGUGGCCGCAAUAUCUUCAAGCCGCAGCUAUCCUCCACGUUCGUGGACUCGAAAUGGCGCAUGAAACUUCGCUAUGGCUUUGGGCAGAUGUCCGGACGUGUUGGCUACGACACCAUUCGGAUCGCGGACCUUGAGGCCAAAAACCAGGGGUUUGGCCUGACCCGCAAGCUGAGUGGCGAUUUAAUGGAAUUUUCAGUCUUUGAUGGCAUCUUGGGCCUGGGGUUCCCUAGCCUUGCCACCAAAGAAACCAUGCCUGUCUUCGACAACAUGUGGGAACAAGGCCUCCUUGCUGAGAAAGUCUUUGCCUUCUACUUGAGCAGCAGGAAAGAGACAGGCAGCGUGCUGAUGCUUGGUGGGGUGGACCCCACCUACUACAGUGGGAAGCUUCACUGGGUGCCAGUGUCCCAACCCUCCUACUGGCAGGUAGACAUGGACAGAAUCACCAUGAAUGGGACAGUUAUUGCCUGUAGUAACGGCUGCCAGGCCAUUUUUGAUACCGGGAACUCCAUGAUGACCGGCCCGAGCAACUCGGUCGCCUACAUCCAGCACAUGAUCAGAGCCACGGCUACCUUCGGAGACGAGUACCUUGUCCACUGUGACACCAUCAACACCCUGUCUGACAUCGUCUUCGUCAUCAGCGGCUUCGACUUCCCGGUGCCAGCCAGUGCCUACACCCAGGAGGAACAUUCGGGCCUCUGCUACAGCAACUUCGAGAGUUACCACAGCGACUCUCCGCUGGCAAACACCUGGAUCCUGGGAGACGCCUUCCUGCGGGUGUAUUUCAGCGUUUUCGAUCGAGCCAACAACAUGAUUGGCCUGGCUCCUGCGGCAUCUUCUCUGUAA
Molecule: messenger RNA, 1173 nt
Organism: Microcebus murinus (gray mouse lemur)
Lineage: Eukaryota; Metazoa; Chordata; Mammalia; Primates; Cheirogaleidae
Product: pepsin F-like
Biological process (GO): proteolysis
Molecular function (GO): aspartic-type endopeptidase activity
Source: RefSeq, a predicted model, not a curated record